Messenger RNA from Staurois parvus, 533 nucleotides. The record is from the annotation of a GenBank genome assembly. Lineage: Eukaryota; Metazoa; Chordata; Amphibia; Anura; Ranidae.
UUAUGAUCCAUUAUCGAGGAUUCCGCCUAAUGCACUUCCACUUCAGCGACAACGGCUUGAAGACUGAGGCCUACACUAUGACAAACACCAUGAUUAGGAACCAGCAGCUGCUUAGCUCAGCCACACAUCAGGAGGAAACCAUGCUUCGAAGUCUAGAUAGGCGGGAAAGUGAAACACAAAUGGACUAUCCUACAAGGCUUUUCGAGUUAGUGGCAGACUGGGAGAACGAAAUCGAAAGGCUUGGAGCGACCGCCUGGAGAGUGACACCUCUUAAUGAGCGCUGUGACACCUGUACCAGCCUCUCCAAGUACUUUGUGGUCCCCUGCAAGCUCUUGGACAACGACCUGAAGAAGACGUUUGCACAUUUCCAGCAGAGGCGGAUAGCUCGAUGGUCGUGGCAUCACCCGUGUGGAAGUGACCUGCUGAGAGCGGCUGGAUUUCAAUCCAACACCGACCCCGAUAAAGAGGACCUGAAGUCGAUGAGACUGCUGUUAUUUGCCAACCAUUCGCAGUGUGUGGUCAUCGACACCUCU